AUGUCAUCAUCUUCCGAUGACAACACUCCAUCAUCGAGUGAACCUAAGGAUCCAGUCGUUAUGAGAUUGGAGGCUAACAAAUUACGUUUGGGAGCAACAAGAAAAGACUAUGAAUUACUCAAUGUUCUUGGAAAAGGAUCUUUUGGCGUUGUUUUUCUAGGAUACUCAAUUCAUGGCAGCAAACCAAAAGUUGCUAUCAAAAAAGUCGACAAGGAAUUGUUACUUACCGAAUAUAAUAUUGAACGCUUGAAUAGCGAAGUUAUGAUUCAUAUGAAUAUGAAACAUGAAAAUAUAGUAGAGCUCUUUCUUUAUUUUGAGGAUUACAAUGCCUAUUAUUUAGUGAUGGAGUGGUGUGAAAACGGAGAUAUGUACAAGUUUUUACGCAAAAACACACGAUUCAACGAAGCACAGACAAAGCACUAUUUCAUUCAAAUUAUUAAUGCUCUGAUUUACUUGCAAUCAUUCGGGGUACUUCAUAGAGAUCUUAAACUUUCUAACAUGCUACUAACUAACGACUAUAAAACUCUCAAACUUUCAGAUUUUGGGCUUUCCACAAAGCUGGAUAGUGCAGACGAAGAACAAAGCACUAUUCUUGGAACUCCCAACUUUAUGGCUUUUGAGAUUGUAAAUAAUAAGAAAUAUGGUUUGAAGGCCGAUAACUGGUCACUAGGUUGUAUACUUUACUCAUUUCUUGUAGGAGAAACCCCCUUUGAUGAAAAGUCGAGAAGCCAAACGUUUGAAAGAAUUCGAACGCUCAAUUACAACAUCCCAGAUUAUGUAUCACAAGAUGCCAAAGAUUUAAUAAGGCUUCUACUUCAUCCAGAUCCAACAAAACGAAUUUCUUUGAUUGAGGCAAAAUCGCAUCCAUUUCUUCGAGAAUUAAUACCAAAAACUAUUUCCUCACCUUCAACACCAUCAUAUUCGGACGAACCUAGGAAUUCUCAACACGAUCCAAAAACGAAAAAUCCAUUUAACACUCUACGGAUUAAACCUUUCGUACAUAAGAAGAAUGAGGUAAACAUUGAAAUUGACGAAUUGGGAUUUGUGUAUCUCACAUUCUGCAAUGGAGAACGACGAUUUAUAGUUUCAAAAGAUGGAAACACAAUAUGGUACGAAAAGAAAGCCUCAAAACGAAAGGAGUUUCGAUUUAUUGACAUGCCUCCAUCGGUGGAAAAAUACUAUGAAUAUGCAAGAAAUGUAAUUGAGACUAUCAAGAGCAAAACGCCAAAAAUUAUCUAUUUAUCGAGUGAGUUUAAAUGCAUUCAAAUGGAAAAUGAUCCAUUUCCAGAUUAUGAGACAGCCAUUUUUUCAAAUGGUAUAAGAAUGGUGUAUCAGCGGAAGAAAAACUUACUCGUGAUUCGAUUUGCCAAAGAUCGAUCCGUAACCAUUCACUUAUCCAAGGAUUUAACACAAUACUCAACCGAAAUGGAUUUGACAGACAAUCACAAAAUUGUGAAAGUGGAGGGCUCUCUGAGUGUAGAAGAAAGCGAAAUAUUAUUUAACAACACCGUGCUAUGGAACAGCUUAUCCAUUGUAAAGAAAGGAAUCGAAAAAGUGGAGCAAGCAGAGGUGGAAAUGCAGCCAGAAAAUUAUCCCUUCCUGAUCAAUGCAGUGAGCAAAACCUCAGGACCUAUGAGUCCAACACUCAGCGAAAGCACUCUAAGUGGCAGCAACUCAUCGAGCAGUACCCUUAAUAGAUGCCUACUAUCCACUAUUUCAUACUCGACAAACAAUAGCGACACUCAUUAUGAAGAGGAGAACUCGUCAAACCUGUGCGAUGAAUAG
Naegleria fowleri is the source of this 1785-nucleotide messenger RNA. RefSeq lists its product as uncharacterized. The record is from RefSeq and is a predicted model, not a curated record. The transcript is spliced from 3 exons. Gene Ontology annotation, molecular function: ATP binding; protein kinase activity. NCBI's taxonomy places the organism in Eukaryota, Heterolobosea, Eutetramitea, Acrasida, Naegleriidae. Bases 1 to 1785 code for a protein of 594 amino acids. Gene Ontology annotation, biological process: protein phosphorylation.